Clonostachys rhizophaga is the source of this 978-nucleotide messenger RNA. The record is from the annotation of a GenBank genome assembly. NCBI's taxonomy places the organism in Eukaryota, Fungi, Ascomycota, Sordariomycetes, Hypocreales, Bionectriaceae.
AUGCGCACGCCUUCAAGCCAGCACUUUCCAACCAGUCAGCACAAUAUCUUACCAGUUUCUGAGAGUUUUCUCAACUUCUCGGGUGUCGAGCUCAUCUGCCCAAUCCAGGCAGACGAUAUUCAAAAUCGUUGGCUUAACAAUUACAUUCCGGUGCCUGGACAACAGGCGAAGAACUAUUCGCCCAAGACGACUGGCUUCAUAUACCGCAUGCUCAAAUCGUAUGCCGGAAUAUCUAUCCGCGGCGGUUGCCCACCGCCCUUUAUUCACCCCUUACAGAUGGCGGACGGCCAGGACUGCCAUCCCUUAUCGACCUGUCUCACGCUGGUGCGGCUCUUUGACAAGCCAGUUCCCGGAGGCGAAAGCGUAGCUGCCGAAGUACUGAAAAGAGAUAUGGCUCGUAUUUUUGAGCUGCACACCACAUAUACCGGUAGCGGCGUCCUGCAGGCUUUCCAGGCAUAUCUGAUCUACACCAUGGUGAUAUUCUUCUCGCUUGGCCAGGAGUCGAAGCCUUUCUGCAGAGAGGCUGUGAUGAACUUGCAGGUGCUGGCAUGCUCGGCUGCUAAGGUAGGCCUCGUUUGCAAAGAGGAGCAGCAACAUAGCCGCCCGCCAUGGGAGGGUUGGAUACUGGCCGAGGCGAAACGCCGAACGCUCUUCACAAUGUAUCUGUUUGAUAGUAUGCUUGCCUCGCAGGAUGGAGCCCCGACCUUUCUCGGCAUUGAACUGCAUGGGCUCCUCGCGCCAGGAGGCAAGUCCUUAUGGCAGGCUGGCACUCGACGGGAAUGGGUAACAGCGUACAAUUCUUUCCUCGUCCGUUGGAGCGAGGGCGGCCUAAAAAUAAACGAGCUUUGGCCGAUUCCAGCGGAAUUCAAUGACUUGGACAUCGUUGUUCGGCAGCAGAGGGUAGAACGGUGGCUUGAGGAUAUAGACGAAUUUGGCAUAACGAUCUAUGCCAUCACUAGUGCUACUCAUGGAAGUUGA